AACAUCCUCCUCUCUAUCACAACCAUCAGAAAGUCCAGCUCUACCUCCACAAUGUCUCUGGUUUUGGGGGUGAGUUUUUUCAGUCUGUUGGCAUCUGCCACCCUCAGUCUGCUGCCCCAGCACACAACAGCAAACAGGGUUGCACUGGCCACCACAGACUUAUUAAACAUCCUCAGCAAAGUCCUGCAGAUGUUAAAGGACCUCAGCCUCCUGAGGAAGUAGAGACGGCUCUUGUAGACUACUUUAGAGUUCUUAGACCAGUUCAGUUUGUUAUCCAAGUACACCCCCAGGUACUCAUAGUCCUCCACCAUGUCCACACUGACCCCCUGGAUGGAAACAGGGGUCAUUGGUUCUUUUGUCCUUCUCAGAUCCACAAUCAGUUCCUUGGUCUUUGUCAUGUUGAGCUGGAGAUGGUUCUGCUCACAUGCAUCCAACUACAGCAGGGUCAUCAGAGAACUCCUAAAGGUGAAAGGACUCUGUUGUGGUUGAAGUCCGUAGUGUAGAGGGUGAAGAGGAAAGGAGACUGGACUGUCCCACAAAUUGCAGUCUUCAGGUAGUCAAUAAUGGUAGUUUUGAUGGGAUCAAAAACACUGGCGAACUAUAAAAACAGACUCUGUUCUCUGGUGUGUCCAGGUGAGUACAGAUGUGUUUGAGCAGGAAGGUGAUGGCAUCCUCUACUCCAAGUAAACUGGAGUGGACCUAGGAGGAUCUGACUGUUGCCUCAGCUGUUCCAGGAUGAGUCUCUACAGGGUCUUCAUGAUGUGUGACAUCAAUGCCACCUGUCUAUAGAGCUGGGACCAGGCAGGGCGUCUUUCACAGCACAGGGACCCCUUGAAGACUGAAGCUCAUGGUAAAGAAAAAAUGAAGCACUCCACAGAGCUGGGGGGCACAAGCUUUGAGGACUUCAGGGCUGACACCAUGAGGGCCCGCAGCGUUGAUUGUGGAGUCUGCUCAGCUGUCUGCUAGCCUGGUCAGCUGUGAAAGACACUGUAGGGAUGACUGGAGAGGGGGCAGGGUCAUCAUCUGGGGGAGGGCUGUCAGUGAGGGAGCCAGAGGAGUGGGGGUGGGUGGGUGAGACCCUCGCCUAAAGAGGAAAGUAGACUGUGAGAAGAGGGAGGUGGGAAGGGCAGAGGGGUGGCUGGUGGCUGGGGGUUGUUUCAAAUCUAUUAAAGAGUAGAUUGAGUGUGCUGGCCUGAUGUAGACUGCCACCAACUCCUCCUCUGGCAAGUGUCCUGAAGCCUGUGACGGUCUUCAUGCAACUCUAGACCUCCCUGAUAUUCACUUUAAGGCCCCUUUGGAUAGUCCUCACCUCAUCCAGAUUACCAUCUCUGUUGGCUCUCCCUUUGGCGCUCAGAAUGGCCUCAAUGUUACCUAUAGCUUGUUAUUUCAAUAACAAAAGUCAGUCCUUGUUGUGACCUUGCAGUCCACACAGAAGUUGAUGUAGGUCUUGUCCACACAGAGACAAAAAUGAUAUAUUGCUGUUUCACUUUGAAUAGAUUUUUAGUUAAGAUAUUUCAGGAAUUAUUCCUAAAACACAUGCAUGCAUAUACUGUAUAUCCUUUAUGGUUGUUUAUCUCCUCUGCAUCCUCUAUGUGUCCUUUCAAAAAUAAGUUACUGCAGACUGUCAAUAAUGUGUUGAUUGGUCAAUUUUUAUCGUCUAGAAACAUGUUAAAUGGUUUUGACAUGAUGGAGAUUCUCAAAAAAGUGCCACUGUAUAAUAACAUUUGUAGAAUAGUAAUGACAUUGUUUUGAGUUGGGUAAUGUUUAGUCAGAUUACAUACAUGAUGUGACUCAGGUACUCAGAUUGUAUGUAAAUUACUUGUGGAGCUCCUCAUGAAUACCUCAACAGUCUCCUGGGUAUAAGACUUGUGUUUGUUUGACCACAAACAUCCUCCCACACCGAGAGACUACUUGCACUUUGUUGCUUUUUAUAUUCUUUUACUCUCAUUAUACUGACCAAGCUCACCGGGGUUUUGCUCCUAUUAAGCUGCAAUCACAAAUUCCCAAUAAGGCUGUAUAUUUGUUUGGUUUUUCAGAUCAAUACAAGCUAUAUGAUGGCAGUUGUACAUAACAAUGAGUCUGUGUGAUUGCCUCACAGAGGUUUGAAACAUGUUUUAAAAACAUGUCUUCUUUGGAUUUGCCAUAGGGAUUUGAGCUGCUAGUGUUUAUGUGAAGAGGAGUUGAGUCUUCCAUAAGUGCUUGUGAGUUUAUACAAUGUGUUUGUGUGUGUAUGUGGACCUGUGUUUUGUAUGCUUAUGAAGCUUAUUUUUCCAUCUCUCCUUGGGCAUCUUUGCCUCUUUAUGGUGUAAACCGCUCUGUCUCUUGGGAUUUCCAACCAUGCAUUGAAUGCAAAUGAGCCAAACACCAUAAAAGGAUAUAAGGGUAAAAAUCUGAUCUCCAAAGGCACAAUUACUUCUGCUGUGUCCUCUAACAGCUUGUGGAUCAUUUAAAUGAACGUUUUCUUCUGCUAUAAAAUACCAUUUUACCUUGUGGUGCUGCAACCUGACAACAAUGAAAAUGGAAAAUAAUGUAGAUUUUACUGUUACAGUUUUGAACAUAUUACAAGCAUCUGAUGUAUGAUAUAUGAUUUCUGAUAGGACUUGUCUUUUGUAAAAUGAUAAAAAUAACCUUAUUUACACCAUUUCCCACAACAGGCAGGACUGAUUCUGUCAGUUCCAAAAACCUACAAUAGCCAGCCUACAUGCCAGUGGGAAAAACCUCAAUAUAACAAACACAUGACUGUGUCUCCACCUAGGACAGAAACAUAAUUGUGAAGCCUGCGGAUGACACCACCAUCCUGGGACUCAUUAAAGGCAGGGAUGAGUCUUCAUACAGGGACCUUGUCAGCCAGAUAACAGUCUACGAAGAGGGAAAAAAAACUCUCUUUUUUAAUAUAGACAAAACAAGAGAACUAAAGGAAUCUCCUCCUCUGCAGACCCUCACCAGCAAAGGGACUGAGGGGGAGCAGCUUGACAGUUACUUGUAUCGUGGUCUUCACAUCGUUGAAAAUCUCAACUGGGCUAAAACAAUGACACCACAGCGAAAAAGGGCCCACCAGCUGCCCAAGAGGGCUGGACCUAAAUGUCAGCUCCUUAUGCAGGCUUACAGAGGACUUGUGGAAAGUAUUGUCACCAGUGGAAUCAUUGUGUGGCUUGGGAACACCACUCAGGCUGAGGGGCAAUCUUUUUAACGAGUCGUCAAGACUGCUGAGAAAAUUACUGGCUCUGACCUCCCCUUCACGGACACACUGUAUACGCAAUGCUGCAGGAGGAGAGCACAGAGAUUUCUCACAGACAAACACCACCCAGCUCGUGCUCUGUUCAGGUGGAAGGAUUCAGACAAAAAACACUGCAAAAACACCAGAGAGCAUCUGAGCCCACAAGGUCCAGCCCACAAGAUUCUUUCCAACUGCAACAAGAAUUAAAGUACAUAAGGAGAGGAAGGAAAUACUUAAUCUUAACAGUUUACUUUUCUUGAACCAGUUGUACUUGAGAUAACUUAAAAAAAAAAUGAUGCAACCAAUACAGUAUGUUGAAGCUACAUAGUUAGCCUAGGAUUAGCUAUUGAGUAGCUUCCUCUUUCUAUAAUCUCUUUUACCACAAAGUAUUGGGUUGAUAAAAAUCAUUAUGGCACACUCACAUCCAUCAUAUUAUGAGUAAGCAAAGUCAAGACUGAGAAAGCCAAAAACUUUUCUGAUCAUCCAGAGUGUUACAGAAACGCAUGUUACUCACUAAAUUUUCAGGACCCUUUUCUUUUCUUUUGAUGCAGAUCAAAAGAAUUGAUUGAUUUAGGUGUUAAUUAAAAUAUCACAUGAUAAUCUUAGUGAUGUGCAUAGGUUUGUGUCUGCUUUUGCAUGUUAGGAAUCUGGCCUUUAGCAGCAGAUAAGAACAGUAUGCUGUCUUUUUUUGUGUGAUACAUUGGGGAGAUGAUGACAAUGCUAAAGGAAUUCUCUGUAAACAUUCACAUGAGUCUCUGUAAGUACUGAGGAAUCAUCCUCUAAGAUGACUUAGGAAGUUUGGAUAUUGAAAGGCAAUAUGACAGAUCCUAUUUGCAUAAUGGGUACAAACAGUGCUUUCAGCUGCAGGUGGGUGUCACAGUCUGUGAAGAUGAUUUUCUGGUAAUUAACUUGUGAUCAUCCCUGGAAGUUUCUCAUUAAGACACCAAGAUAUUGAUGACUUAGUGUCUGUAUUGAACCUCCUGCCCUCAGUGAUUCAAUUAUUCAUGUAAUUCAGUCUGGUUUUCUAUUAAAAUGUCUUUCUCUGGUCUUCAUGUUGAAAUUAAAUACAGUGAUUAUGAGUCCUAAUAAAAGUGAGAUGGUAUCA
Messenger RNA from Xyrichtys novacula (pearly razorfish), 4322 nucleotides. The record is from the annotation of a GenBank genome assembly. NCBI's taxonomy places the organism in Eukaryota, Metazoa, Chordata, Actinopteri, Labriformes, Labridae.